Molecule: messenger RNA, 1269 nt
Organism: Malassezia restricta
Lineage: Eukaryota; Fungi; Basidiomycota; Malasseziomycetes; Malasseziales; Malasseziaceae
Product: beclin
Exons: 3
Coding region: 1-1269 (422 amino acids)
Biological process (GO): cellular response to nitrogen starvation; autophagy; late endosome to vacuole transport
Cellular component (GO): phosphatidylinositol 3-kinase complex, class III, type II; phosphatidylinositol 3-kinase complex, class III, type I; phagophore assembly site
Source: RefSeq, a predicted model, not a curated record
AUGCGGCUGGAUGAGAGCAUAACAAAAGCCAGUGACGAGCAGUUACAAUCUUUGUGCAAUGCAGAAAAUGAUCCUGCACAGCUAUCAGAAGAGCAUUUUGCUCACUGGGAUAUUCCUGUCGAAAUAAAAAAGGCAUUUGUAGAACGCGCCAAGCAAGAUGAACCUGCGCUUGCCGCAUCUGACAGAUAUGCGGACGUGUUCUCAUCAUUAGAGUCAAACUCAAAAUCAGAUACCCUGUAUGCACGAUACCCCCUUUGUCACGAAUGUGCCGUCACUAUUAUUGCGACUAUGGAGCUAGAUCUCUUGUGUACAUUUCACGAACGUGACAAACUCGCUUUGUUAGAACGCGAGCUAGAACGUCUCGCUCUUAUCAAAGGAGAUAUGGAAAUGUCAAGUGACGACAGAAUGCGAUGGAAUCGCGACCAAAACCGGCUCGAGUGCGAUCUAGAGAAAAUGCACCGUGCGUGCGAAGAAACACGUGCGGCAAUGCGUAAGUUGGAUGAAGAGAAGGAGCACGUUCUGCAUAUGUUGAAUGACAUGGAUGCACAGUCGACUUCCCUGCUGAAAGAAGAAGAGGCUAUGUGGCACGCGUGGAAUGAACAAGUGGCUGAGUUCGAGCAGCUCGCUUGUGAAAAAGAACGGUUAGAUGCGAACCUAGCUGAGGAAUCUCGAAUUUUGUCCAACUUGGCCAACUCGAAUGCGUAUACGGAUGCAUUCUCUAUUGAGAAAGAUGCGUAUGGUAUGGGUGUGAUUAAUGGACUCCGCUUGGGUCGAUUUAGUGCAUCUAGACCUCCUCAAGACCAAGUGACGUGGACGGAAGUGAACGUGGCGUGGGGCCAACUGGCACUUCUUUUCAACCUGCUGUGUCGUAAACUUGGAUAUGAAAGUCCUACGCAUAAGGUCCACGCUCGAGGUGCACAAAGCACCGUGGAGCGACUAGCGCCUGAACAUGCUGAGUAUGAAUUGCAUGCGACGAGUGAAUGGCAUGUUGGGCGCUUAUUUCAUUCUCGCAGGUUUGACUGUGCUAUGGAGGCUUUUUUAAUGUCUGUGCAGGACUUAUAUAUGCACGCAAAGUCUACUAUGGAUCCUGCGCUAAUGUUGCCAUACUCUAUUCAACACGGUCGGAUCGGUGGCGUGAGUAUCCGCUUGCAAUUUAAUCAGCCGGCCUCUUGGUCACUUGCAACUUGUCGGCUCCUCGAAUGCCUUCAACACCUCCUCAGCUGGACGUUGGAGCGCGAAGCGCGUCAGGAACUGUCACGUGAUCUAUAG